Stylonychia lemnae is the source of this 483-nucleotide messenger RNA. NCBI's taxonomy places the organism in Eukaryota, Ciliophora, Spirotrichea, Sporadotrichida, Oxytrichidae. The record is from the annotation of a GenBank genome assembly.
AUGAACAAAUUUUCAGGCCUCGAUUAGAAGAAAUUCCUAGUGGAUUUAAAUAUUAAUACUUUAAGAAGGAAGAAAAAUUUGACAUUAAUUGAAAAACUUUCAUCAGGUGAUAAUUUCAAUUAAUAUAGCAAUUAAACAGGCUUCACAACCAAAGGCUAAGAAGCUGAAAAUAGAGAUAAGAGGAAUUAAAUUUGGAAAGACUCCUAUCGGUAACUUCAAUUUCAAACAAAAGACCAAAUAUAUGACUACUUAAUGUAACUAAGGAAUCAAGUGUUAGAUAGGCAGUAUGUAGGUUACUUAGAAGACAUAGAUCAAUUAGUGAACAUCAAUAAAUUUAUAGUAAAUAAACAUUUGAAUACAGAUAAAAAGAUCAAGGAGCAAAAGACUAAGAUAAAUGAUUUCUCCAAAGAACAAAGAGUUAAACUUGCCAAGAUUAUAAUGGCAAUAAAAGUUAAAUUACUAAUGAAUGAAGAUUUACAAUGA